UAAGUUUCCAAGAGUGUUUUCUAUUAGGUGUCUGAUUGUGCAUUCACAAAAUGUCCAACGAUAAACGAACUGUGUACGUUGGUGGUCUCUCGGAUGAGGUAACCGAAAAGCUCAUAAACGAUGCAUUCAUCCCGUUUGGAGACUUGGUCGACAUCCAGAUGCCGGUAGAUUACGAAUCGCAGAAACACCGUGGAUUCGCGUUCAUUGAGUUUGAGAGCGCCGAGGAUGCCGCCGCUGCCGUGGACAAUAUGAACGAUUCGGAACUGUGCGGCAGAACCAUACGGGUGAAUAUAGCGAAACCACAGCGUAUCAAAGAAGGCAGCAACAAACCGGUUUGGGCGGAGGAUACUUGGUUGCAGCAGCAUGCCGGAGCUACCUUGAAGAACGAGGAUGCAGGUGGAGAAAGUGGAGAGAUACAACCCAAAGAACCUAAAGCUCCAGAGGAGAAAAAACGUAACCCGCAAGUGUACUUCGAUAUCCGGGUAGGGAGCAAUGACGUCGGCAGGAUUAUAAUGUCGCUGAGGGCGGAUAUCGUGCCGAAGACGGCAGAGAACUUCCGUGCACUCUGCACUGGGGAGCAAGGAUUUGGGUUCAAAGGAUCGACGUUCCAUCGAAUAAUUCCGGAAUUUAUGUGCCAAGGAGGUGAUUUUACCGCUAACAAUGGAACCGGCGGCAAAUCGAUCUAUGGGAAAAAGUUUGCCGAUGAAAAUUUUACGUUGAAACACACUGGCUUCGGUGUUCUUUCGAUGGCAAACUCCGGACCGAACACCAAUGGUUCACAGUUCUUCAUCUGUACGGAGAAGACUGAAUGGCUCGAUGCAAAGCACGUCGUGUUUGGCAAUGUUAUCAGCGGAGCGGACGUUGUCCGAAAGAUGGAACGGUGUGGAUCGAAGAGCGGUAAGAUCAAUCAGAAAGUAACUAUUGUGGCGUGCGGAGAGUUGAAAGGAUAGUGGUCAAUAAGGUAGAUAUUA
Molecule: messenger RNA, 971 nt
Organism: Ochlerotatus camptorhynchus
Lineage: Eukaryota; Metazoa; Arthropoda; Insecta; Diptera; Culicidae
Gene: cyp33
Product: cyclophilin-33
Exons: 3
Coding region: 51-950 (299 amino acids)
Biological process (GO): protein peptidyl-prolyl isomerization; protein folding
Cellular component (GO): intracellular membrane-bounded organelle
Molecular function (GO): RNA binding; peptidyl-prolyl cis-trans isomerase activity
Source: RefSeq, a predicted model, not a curated record